Molecule: messenger RNA, 1410 nt
Organism: Lonchura striata (white-rumped munia)
Lineage: Eukaryota; Metazoa; Chordata; Aves; Passeriformes; Estrildidae
Source: RefSeq, a predicted model, not a curated record
AGAUUUCUCUCCCUUGCAGUGGCCAAGGAGUACAGGUUUGAGGCAGGCAGCCACAUCCGCUACCAGCUGCCUGUCAGUGUGUCUGCCCGCAGGACGCUGCUGCAGGCCCUGGUGCGCACGCGGCAGCCGCACGGCGUCAUCGCCACCGUGCUGUCCCGGGCCAGGGACGAGCACAUCACCCUGCAGGUUGUUCAAGGACUCCUAGUGGUCUCAUACAAUCUGGGCGAUGGAAACUAUUCUGUAAGCCUUCCCUCCUACCACAUUGAUAAUGGUGAAUGGCAUCACAUCACACUGGAGAGAAAUGAAAAUGAAUUUACUCUUCGCCUUUAUGAGGGAGGUGGAAAGAGAGAGAUUACUAAAGCAGCAGGAAUAUACAAAGAGAUUGUCAUUGACCCCAGCAGCUUGGUCCUUGGAAACACCUACCCAUUCAAUCAAAACAGGAGUUUUCAAGGAUGUAUGAAGGAUGUCAGAUUUAACAACUACAGAAUCCCUCUGGACACUCAUGGGAAAGAGCUGGUGUCAGUAUUGAGUGCCCAAGGCAUCAAAGAAGGCUGUUCUUCGGAGGCCUGUAGGAAUAACCCUUGCAACCAGGAAUUUAUUUGUAUUGAUUUGUGGAUGAUGCAUGAAUGCAGCUGCCCUGCAGGACACAUGAUCCUGGAGAACGCCUCAGGCCAGCAGUGCGUGUACACGGCGUGCGCCGAGCGGCCCUGCAACUACGGCACCUGCGUGUCCCUGUCCCCCAGCACCUUCCAGUGCCACUGCCCCGACGGCUACACCGGCCGCCACUGCGAGAUCACCCUGGCCAUCUUCCACAAGGACACGGGCCUCAGCUUCACCUCCCUCUUCGCCAUCUGCGUCUGCUUCCUGGCGCUCCUAGCUCUGCUCAGCGCCGCCUUCCUCUGGGCUCACUGGAAGACGCGCAAGGGUCUGCACGGAGGUGUCUACCACGGAUCUGCUCAUCCUGAGGAUCUGGAGGACAUCAGGGAAAACAUCCUCAACUACAAUGAAGAAGGGGGUGGGGAGCAAGAUGAAGACGCGUACGACAUGGCGGAGCUGCAGGUGUCGGUGCAGGGCAGCCCGGCGCUCCGGAGGCAGCAGCAGCUCCCGCCCGCGCGGCUGGGCCGGGCGCUGCUGAGGGCGGCCGAGCGCGCGCCGGGCCCGCCGCCCGACUCGCUGCGCCGGUUCUGCACCGAGGGCGGCGGCUCCAGCGCCGGCAGCCUCAGCUCCCUCAGCUCCAUCGGCUCCCGCGGCUCCCUCAGCUCCAUCGGCUCCAUCGGCUCCAUCGGCUCCAUCGGCUCCCGCGGCUCCGCGGGGCUGCGCGGCGGCGCCGGCGAGGACAUCCACGAGUGGGGACCCAAGUUCGAGAAACUAAGGCAGCUGUACUCGCACAGAGAGGCAGCAGACCUGUAG